AUGGAAAGAAAGUUGGAUUUAAAAAUUGAACCGUAUCAAAAAAUAUCAAUUGAAAAUAUUACAGAAAACUCACAAGGUUUAGCUAUUUGGCUAUCGAUUCACACCAACAAUGCACCUAUGUUAGCCGUCACAUCGGUUGCACCACACGAUGAUUGGUGUGAACAUAUUGAACAGAGUAUAACCAUUUUUGUGCCACAACGUAUUAAAACUGAUUAUGUUGUCUUCAAUAAAAUGAAAAGUGUACCGGUUGAUGCAUGUCUGAAGUGUCUUUCUACAAAUCCCUACAAUAAAAAUAUUUUUGCUGGUUCUACAUAUAAUGGCGAAAUCUAUGUUUGGAAGUGUCAACAUGAUUCCAACUCAAAAACACUUGAAGUACAGCAAUUGUUUAAAGUGACUUCACAAAAUGGUUCCGCUGUUGGCAUAGAGUGGACAUCACCGAAUUCUUUGUUCACUGCUCAUGCCAAUGGUAACGUUUUGCAAUGGUUCACUGGAGAGGAAAUGGUUAAAUCAAAUCAAUGGUUAAAUAUUCUCCAAUCAAAUGGUACAACUGAGAUCACGACAAUAUUAUGUUUGAGUCCUGAAAAUUUUGUUAUUGGGACAAGUGAUGGCAACAUCUAUAAUUGCUUUAAUGAAACUCUUCGCACAGGUCAGAAGGUUCUGAAAGUAAUGAAACUUAAAAACCAUCAAUUUGCUGUCACCACACUUUUGAAAGGAACACUACCUGGUGACAGCUAUGUAAUAAGCUGUGAUAUGAGUGGCGAACUCUACUUUCAUGAUAUUAAAAUAGAAGAAAAAACUGAUAAUAUUAUAAAAAUUCCUUUACCCUUUAAAAAUGUUAUUGCAAGCUCUCGAGACGGUAACGUUAUUUAUAGUCCAGGAACAGAUGGUUCAUUAGUAUAUUACAGAAAAUCUGAUGGAAGGUACAAAGAAAUUAAAGGAGCACUCCGUGGCAAAGGAAAUACUAUCAAAUUAACAAAUAAUGGUUAUUGGAUCGUUACUGGUUUAUAUGGUUGUGACUUUCAACUAUUUUAUCUUGAAGACUAAACAACGCAAUUGGGUUUAAUGAAACAAAUUUUAGAAAU
This is a messenger RNA of Teleopsis dalmanni, 1082 nucleotides long. RefSeq lists its product as uncharacterized. Gene Ontology annotation, molecular function: dynein heavy chain binding; dynein light chain binding. Gene Ontology annotation, cellular component: ciliary plasm; cytoplasmic dynein complex. NCBI's taxonomy places the organism in Eukaryota, Metazoa, Arthropoda, Insecta, Diptera, Diopsidae. Gene Ontology annotation, biological process: intraciliary transport. The transcript is spliced from 6 exons. The record is from RefSeq and is a predicted model, not a curated record. Bases 1 to 1044 code for a protein of 347 amino acids.